AUGGCAACAACGUUUUGUGACGAAAAAAGGCCCAACACGUUAAUUUUGAUUGCCGAAGACGGUGAUUACUUUGAAACAUUGUUAGAAGCUGUAAAACGCAAAUGGAAGGUCGAAGUAUGGUUCUGGAGUGGUAUUUUGAAUUGUUUUAAUAAUCAUGAACCAACUAAGCUUUGCAAAAAGCAUUUGUUUCCGAUAAUUGUAUCAGAUGAUUUAAAACUUUCUUUCCCCACCGCAGGGGCAUCGGAUAAAAUCAAGUACGAAGCUAAAAUUCAUUACACUCAACUCGAAACAUGUUAUAAAUUUUUUAUCUAUAUCAAUGGAAAUCCAUAUAAUGGAAUGGAAAGCCUUGAGAUUACAAGUUGCACUAUGAUCGAAAAUAGAGAAAUUAUGGAAUGGCUCGCAAAUCUAAAUUUAUUUAGCUGGAUUAACCGGGAAAAUGAUUCAAUAUUUUUAUAUUUUAGCAAUAAAGCAGAAUUGCAAAUCGCAAAGGAAUGGAUCAUGAAAGAACUCAAGGAAAUAGUCAUUUGGGAAGAUGACUCUUCAGCCAUAUACGAAGACGGUAUGGAUAGAACUCACAUCGUAGCACUCGCAAAAAAUAUCCUCCAUUAUACUAGCACCCUUGCUACGCAUAUCAGUAUCCCGGAUGUGAAUCCAUGCUCAUUAUGUGGAAAAGAGAUUUAUUCUGCAUCGAACCCGCCAUACAAAGAAUUUACCCUAGCUUCGUGUGGACACAUCUUUCACCAGAAGUGUCUCGAAGAGUAUCUGGAAAAGGGAUCACAAGACAAGACUACAACCCCGACUGCAGAUACCAACUCCAAGCAAGUGGAUUCGGGAGAUCAAACACCUGUGGACAAGGCUGAUGUAAUUCUUAUGAAUGAACUAGGAAUAUUAGGCGGAGAGGAACAAAAAACUUUUGAUCAGGCAACCAGCCCUAUUGAGGUUGUUAGCACUACACCUGACAAUUCCGACAAUUUGGAUGACUCGAUUUCAAAGGACACUAGCAGUCAAAUCCAACGUUCUAUAU
Funneliformis geosporum is the source of this 1024-nucleotide messenger RNA. NCBI's taxonomy places the organism in Eukaryota, Fungi, Glomeromycota, Glomeromycetes, Glomerales, Glomeraceae. The record is from the annotation of a GenBank genome assembly.